Messenger RNA from Sphenostylis stenocarpa, 621 nucleotides. NCBI's taxonomy places the organism in Eukaryota, Viridiplantae, Streptophyta, Magnoliopsida, Fabales, Fabaceae. The record is from the annotation of a GenBank genome assembly.
AUGCAAACAAACGAAGAGACACCAAAGCUUGUGCUUAUAAAUAGAGAACACUUCCUCUGCAAAAUACUCACACAGCAAAAACCUUCUCCUUCUGUUCUCAUAUCACAUAUAUAUUCUUCCAUUUCAUUCCAUCUCAUUCAGAAUCCACCCAUCAUGGCUGUUUUCACAUUCGAAGACCAAACCACUUCUCCCGUUGCCCCUGCUACCCUUUACAAAGCUCUUGUCAAAGACGCCGAUGACAUCGUCCCAAAGGCUGUAGACUCCUUCAAGAGUGUUGAGAUCGUUGAGGGCAACGGUGGCCCAGGAACCAUCAAGAAGAUCUCUUUCCUUGAGGAUGGAGAGACAAAGUUUGUGCUUCACAAGAUAGAAGGAAUAGAUGAGGCUAACUUGGGAUACAGCUACAGCAUAGUUGGAGGUGUUGCUUUGCCAGACACAGCAGAGAAGAUCACAUUGGACACCAAACUGAGUGAUGGCCCCAACGGAGGGUCUGUUGUGAAGCUGAGCAUAAAAUACCACAGCAAAGGAGAUGCUCCACCCAACGAAGAGGAGCUCAAAACUGGCAAAGCCAAGAGUGAUGCUCUUUUCAAAGUUAUUGAGGCUUACCUUGUGGCCAAUGCUUGA